This is a messenger RNA of Glossina fuscipes, 970 nucleotides long. RefSeq lists its product as uncharacterized. NCBI's taxonomy places the organism in Eukaryota, Metazoa, Arthropoda, Insecta, Diptera, Glossinidae. The record is from RefSeq and is a predicted model, not a curated record. Bases 79 to 849 code for a protein of 256 amino acids. The transcript is spliced from 2 exons.
UAUAAAAUUUUCGUUUGUUCAAAAAAAUUAUUUAGUUCGUUUUUAGCACUCAAAGUAAAACAAAGGAAACUUGGAAAAAUGAAAUUUUUUAUAGUCUUAUUUGCUUUAAUCAAUUGCAUAGCAGGGGAAGACCUACUAAAAGAACAAAACGAAAAUCAAGUUCGCUCAAUAUCCGAUCAAAUUAAGGAUCAAAUCGAAGCUGCCAAGGAACAAAUGCCUUGCGGUUUUCCUGGCCUGGGUAUACCGCCAUUAGCUCCGCUAAGAACUUCGCAUCAAGAGUUAAAAUUGAAUAAAGGCUUUUUGUUUGCUGAGGGCGAAAUUAAGGAUUUUCGCUUGGACGGCUUAAACGAUUUCGAUAUUGAUGAACUGAAUUUUAAUUUAAUUAGUCAAAAAUUAAAAUUUAAAUUUACCUGGUCCAAAAUCCAUUUUAAGACGGAUUAUGCUUUGAAAGCGGGCUUUAAUAGAUUGGCUGUACACCGAGCCGGCGAUGCUACGUUUGCUGUUCAUAACGCGACCGUUUGGGGUACCAUACGUUAUUCAAUAAGUCUGAGUGGUACGGCUCAGUUAAAAGAACUGAGUUUAUACGCCCAAUUGGAUGAUGUGGAAUCAGACAUCAGCGGCUUAUCAGAUAAUAAAAUCAUUAACAAGAAAUUGAAUGAAUUUGUAGAGGAAUGGGUUACUCUGGCUGUUAAUGAAAAUACUGACAAUUUAGCUGAAAUAACUAAUCAGUACGCUAAGCCGAUUAUUAAUGAAUUAAUUAGAGGUAUGAAUAUUCUUGAUUGGAUAUUGGGAGGUGGUGGUAAUGAUCCUGAAGAAAAAGAGCCAUGUAUACCACCGGAAGAUAUUUAAAAACAAAAUUUGAAUCACAUUUUUUAAUCUAUAAAUUAUAGUGAAUUCCUUUCCGAAGGUCACCACAUGGUUUGGUUAAUCAUUCAGUGGAAAUUGAUACAAAUAAAUUGAUAAACUGAUA